Messenger RNA from Eruca vesicaria subsp. sativa (arugula), 1488 nucleotides. NCBI's taxonomy places the organism in Eukaryota, Viridiplantae, Streptophyta, Magnoliopsida, Brassicales, Brassicaceae. The record is from the annotation of a GenBank genome assembly.
AUGGUUGUUCUGAACACGGUGGCGUUGAUAAAAACAGCUUAUUCGUUAAACAUCUUCGUCUUUGAGAAGGAAGACAUUGCAUUCGGUUCGCCUUGGUGGUUCGUCGUCGUCGGUGUAGCGUGUUUCCUCGUUCUCUUCGCCGGGAUAAUGUCUGGACUCACACUCGGUUUAAUGUCCCUUGGCCUCGUCGAGCUUGAGAUUCUUCAGCAGAGUGGCUCCUCCUCUGUGAAAAAGCAAGCCGCUGCUAUCUUACCAGUGGUUAAGAAGCAGCAUCAACUGCUUGUGACUCUGCUUCUAUGCAAUGCAGCUGCCAUGGAGGCACUUCCUAUAUGUUUGGAUAAGAUAUUUCACCCUUUGGUGGCUGUUAUACUCUCGGUUACUUUUGUUCUUGCUUUUGGAGAGAUAAUUCCACAAGCUAUAUGCUCGAGGUAUGGGCUUGCUGUUGGAGCUAAUUUUUUGUGGUUGGUUCGCAUUUUGAUGAUACUCUGCUAUCCCAUUGCUUACCCUAUUGGAAAGGUUCUUGAUGCUGUAAUUGGGCAUAAUGACGCACUGUUUAGGCGAGCUCAACUAAAAGCUCUUGUCUCAAUUCACAGCCAGGAGGCUGGUAAGGGAGGAGAACUGACACACGAGGAAACAAUGAUUAUAAGCGGAGCCUUAGAUUUAAGCGAGAAGACUGCUGAGGAGGCUAUGACGCCAAUUGAAUCAACGUUUUCAUUGGAUGUAACUACAAAAUUAGACUGGGAGACAAUUGGGAAAAUACUUUCCAAAGGCCAUAGUCGAAUCCCAGUCUACUUAGGGAAUCCUAAAAAUAUCAUUGGUCUUCUAUUGGUGAAGAGUCUUCUAACUGUAAGAGCAGAAGCAGAGACACCAGUAAGUUCUGCUUCCAUUAGGAAGAUCCCAAGGGUUCCAUCAGACAUGCCAUUGUAUGAUAUCCUCAACGAGUUUCAAAAGGGAAGCAGUCACAUGGCUGCGGUUGUAAAAGCCAAAGACAAAGAUAAAAAGAAGUAUAUGCAGUUGCUGAGUAAUGGAGAAACACCCAGAGAAAAUAUUAACUUAUACUCGAGUCCUCCUCAUCUAACAACUCCUUUGCUUAAGCAUGUGGAUGAAAGGCGUGAUGUUGUUGUCGUUGAGAUUGAUAAAGUACCAACACAUGUGGAAAUUAGGGGAAGAAAUUUCAAAGAAAACGGCAUUGUCACAAGAGACUUGCCACGUUUGUUGGAAGAUAACGAGGAUGAAGAAGUUAUUGGAAUCAUCACUUUAGAAGAUGUCUUUGAAGAACUUCUACAGCAGGCAGAAAUAGUGGAUGAAACUGACGUUUACAUUGAUGUACAUAAAAGAGUACGAGUGGCGGCAGCAGCAGUAUCAUCCAUAGCACGUACUUCACCAUUGGAGUAUCAUCAAAGCAAGGGAGUAGUAACCGUGAAGAAGCUUAUGAAGAAUUACACAACAAAACUAACAGAGCCUCUUUUAGCAGAAUCAUAUAGAUAA